CAGAGUGCGGGGGCGGGCUUUCGUCUUCACUUUCUCUUUCCAUUUUCCUGCUUCCGCUGCCGCGGGUCUUCAAAUACAGCCUCCUUGGGACAGAUGUUCGGCCUCCUCCCAGACCCCCUAGCCCCGGGGGAAAGAUGAAGCCCAGGGGCAGCCCUCUCUCCGCCCAAGAGCCCAGCGCUUACCAAGCGGGGUCCCUGGCCCCUCACCUUCCCCAGGGCAGGACAUGGGCCCCGGAGUAACCCCCGCCAGCUGGUCCCAGAGUCUGGGAGGGUUUCCGUGCUCCCCUUUCCCCCACCCUGCCCUGCAUGCUCUACACAGCCUGGCGCGGGCCCUGCUCUUCCCUGCCUACUGGGCCCUGGACCGUCUUCUGGUCUGCUGUGUGCCCACUCCCUCCCUCCAGGGGCCUGGGCAUUUUCUAGGCGCUCUGCUAGGAGGUUUAGCUUCUCUGCUGCUGCUGCUGGCUGCCCUUCCGCUGCUGCUCCUGGGCCUGCUGCUCUGGUUACCUCUGCAGUACUGGCGACGGCCUUUCUGCUACCAGCCGCCUCCUGGGAACUGGAUGCCCCCCUCACCCUGGUGUCCCACCUCAGAUCCCCACCGAAGCUUCAGCUUUCUCAGCGCCAACCUCUGCUUGCUGCCCGAUGGCCUCGCCAGAUUCAGUAACCUAAAGCACAGCCAGCAGCGAGCGGAGUGGACAGGCACUGCCCUGCUUAAGGGGGCCAGGGGACCAGGCUAUGGGGCCACAGGCUCUAGCCCACCCCAGGCCAGCUCCCUGGUAGGGCAGCUGGUAUCUGCCCUGCCAGGAAGCCUGGACUUUGUGUGCCUUCAGGAAACGUUUGACUUGCGGGCAGCAAGCAGGCUGGCCCAGCGCCUAGCAACCACUCUAGGCCCUGUGAUCUAUGAUGUGGGGACCACUGGCAUUCAUCCAGGGCCCCAGCUCAAGCUAAUGGGCAGCGGGCUCUUGCUGGUCUCCCGAUACCCUAUGCUGAACGCCUGCUUCUUGCCCUUCCCCAACGGCAGAAGGGAGGAUGCACUUGCCUCCAAGGGAUUGCUCUCGGUUCAGGUGCAGCUGGGCGUGCUGGACGGGCGCAGGAUUGUGGGCUACCUGCACUGUACCCAUCUGCAGGCCCCCGAGGAGGACUGGGCCAUUCGCUGUGAGCAACUCUCACUCCUGCUGAGCUGGGCGGAGCAGUUCGAGGCACAAAGGGACAAGGAGGACGCUGUCGCCUUCAGUGUGCUUAUGGGUGACCUCAAUUUUGACAACUGCUCCUCAGAUGAUGCCCAGGAACAAGAGCACAAGCUGUUCACCCACUUCAGAGAUCCCUGUAGGCUGGGGCCAGGCCAGGAUCAGCCCUGGGCCAUAGGAACAUUGCUGAGUGCCCCAACGCUGCAUUGCCCGGUGGCCUGUUGUCCUGAGAAACUAAAAAGUGCUCUGGAGCAGGAAGAUGGCAAAAACAUGUACCUUGCAGGCCCUCCCUCAGGGGGCCUCCCCUCAGAGUCCUGGCGAGGCAGAAGAAUAGAUUACAUCUUAUACCGGGAAGAGCCAAAUCCCCUUUUCGCCCACGUAAGUGCCCAGUGGAGUGCAUGGGUAGUUUGAGGGACAAGACUGGUAAUACUAAUCUAAUCCCAGAUGGGGCCAGGGGCAGUUUCCUCCUGGAGAAUGGGGGG
Gracilinanus agilis (Agile Gracile Mouse Opossum) is the source of this 1665-nucleotide messenger RNA. Its product is annotated as sphingomyelin phosphodiesterase 5-like. The transcript has 7 exons. Gene Ontology annotation, cellular component: cytoplasm; extracellular region. Gene Ontology annotation, molecular function: sphingomyelin phosphodiesterase activity. The record is from RefSeq and is a predicted model, not a curated record. Gene Ontology annotation, biological process: sphingomyelin metabolic process. Bases 224 to 1594 code for a protein of 456 amino acids. Lineage: Eukaryota; Metazoa; Chordata; Mammalia; Didelphimorphia; Didelphidae.